AUGUGGACAGCCUUUCCGCUCACCGACGGAAACUUUAACAGCGAUAGGCAUCUUGGCAAAACUGCUGUAAUCGAUGCAGAACUUGUACAGCUACGUAUAGCUAUAGCUGCUCUUCAAGAGACUCAAAUAGCUGAUGAAGGGUAUCUGCGUAAAUCCAACUACACGUUUUCCUGGAAGGGAAGGGACUCAUCUGAGGCUCGGCAGCACGGAGUAGGUUUUGCCAUGAGGAAUGAUUUUCUGAACAGUGUCGAAGGUUUCAGAGGCGUUUCCAUACGGAUCAUGGUGUGUAGAUUCAACACCGAUAGUGGAUUUAUAACACUAAUGUCAGCUUACGCUCGAACCUUGUCAUCUUCUGCCGAACUUAAGGACAUUUUCUAUUAUCGGCUUAGUCGCACAGUACGAGAAGUUCGUUCAGGCGAUCGCCUUAUUAUAUUGGAGUAUUUUAAUGCGCAAGUGGGUCAGUCACAAACAUCUUGGCCGGAAUGUGUCGGUAGUCACGUUGUUGGUAAGAUCAAUGAGAACGGACAGCGCCUCUUAGAAUUCUGCUCUCAAAAUUUGCUAUGCGUCACUAACACAUACUUUAAAGGUAUAUUCACUCGCAAAGUGUCAUGGAAGCAUCCUCGUUCUGGUCAUUGGCAUCAGUUUGAUGUCACUUUCACGAGGAAGAAAGAUCUGCGGGAUAUUCUUUACAGCCGAACAUUCUAUAGCGCUAACUGUGACACCGAUCAUUCACUCGUCGUCACCACGGCCUCUUUUUAG
Arctia plantaginis is the source of this 759-nucleotide messenger RNA. Lineage: Eukaryota; Metazoa; Arthropoda; Insecta; Lepidoptera; Erebidae. The record is from the annotation of a GenBank genome assembly.